AUGACUUGUCCUACUCUCGCCAGUGCUUCUGCAGUACAUCCAGACGAAGUGGCGGAGCCCUCACAUAACCAUCACAGUGGUGGGUCUGCCUCGGAAUGGCAUCUUGGCCAGUCGAUGAGUCCGGAUUGCUGCUCUCUUGCCGACAAGGACCAGCCUCACUACUGUACUGAGGCAUCCUCCAAUGCCGGGACCUGCCAGUACAUACCUCUCACCCACGACAUUGGCCGUGACACGCAGCUUCGCCUAGCGACGGCAUCUGAUGACUCGAACACCAGCCUUGUUCAAAUCUUUCGUACCAUUGACGAAGUUUGGAGAACCACCAGCUCCGAGGCCAAACAAGCAUCGCCGCUUACGACCUCUGCUUCUGCCGACUUGUCCACUCUCCCCCACGCACAACCAGACACUCCUCGGCAGAGGCAACAAUCGGAGACGCAGUCCGUGUACAUCUUUAGUCCUCGCCACGAUCCCAUGGCUUUUUUUUUAUUCAAGUCCAAGGAUGGCGAGGUCGGAAACUCGUAUCAGGCGGAGCAUGUUUUCGUCAAGCUGCUGCCUGAGUUUGGAACCUCAGGCAAGCCAGUUUACCAGAUGGAGGUGGCCAGCAAUGACAUGAUGGGGCAGACAAUUCGGUGCGACUUCGCCGCCGAGGGCACCAAAACCAAAGGGUGUCAAAUUUUCGAACCAACUACGCGCAGAUCGGCUCCCAGUAGCUUCAGUGCAACGGCGCAAGGCGUGUCGAAAGCGGAAACGCGUGCUGAGCGUCCGUGUGGUAGCACGGCCGGCACGGGACUGCACCACACUGCUGGCAUUCUCAUGCGCACAGCUCAGCAUCACCUUCGGCUUUUGGCGGCCAGGGCCGACGGAUCCGACGACAGCCAUGUGCUCCUCCGGCAACCUGGCAAUAAACUGUGCGGGAUCUGCGAUGGCGACCUCACGGCGGCUUUCGACUUGGCCAUUGCCGAACUGGAAAAGACGGACCGCGUAGAGGUGGCGGCUAUGCACAGCACCACCGACAUGGCCCACUCCGUCUUCAACUCGCCUCCUGUGCUGCGGCCGACGGUCGACGGCCACAUCAACCCACAUCCGGUUGUGGCUGCCGAGCCAGCGACCACAAUCUGCACGCCCAAGCCGACAUUUUCCAUUGCCCCUUUGGAAGCGCAGGGCAUUGUGAAGAGGCAGAAAAUGGACUUGUCGGUACAAACAACGGUCGUGCCUGGCUGGACCAUUGCUGAGGUUCUGUGGACUGAGGACGAACGAGAUGGGCGAAAAUCACCGUCAAGUGGUUCUUCUGGCGUCAAAUAUGGUAUGAAAUCGCGCGAUUACAUGGCCUUUGACAUCAGCGACUCUGGCAGCAGCUCGCAAAACAGCUACGCCGAGGACGUGGUUGCCGAUGGCGAAGCCGUUGCGACGCGGUGUUCGCUGUCGACGGAUCGGAGGUCGACCAUGACGUCGUUUCCAGAGCUGCGCUCACGCCAUUGCACCAGAGAGUGGACAAGGCCACCGGUGGAGAUGGAGCAGCUCAAUCGCGCACCUUCGAUGGAUUUUUACCAGCUCGGGGUGGAUGCACACUCGGGCGGUACGAGCCCGAUUCCCAAGGACUGCGUCGGCGAGGACCUGGCCAAGACGCUGGACUUUGAUCACUCAUUGUUCACGCAUGAUCCGUUCAGCUACGCCAACAUCCACGCGCCAGGACGUCGCGUCACGGACUCGCUGGCGUACGCGCGCUCGGAUAGGCGAUUGGGGAGCCGCAUUGGCUCCGCAUCUCAUCAGCGUCGCAGCUCUCUCUUCGUCGGUUCCAAGCCUGCAGAUGCGCCGCUGGACCUGCAUGAGGGUUCGAUGCCCGCCGUUCUCGAUAGGCUGCGCAGCCUGAGGAAGUCUUAUCUGCAUGAUCGGCGCCAUGUCUCUGGAGGCACAUGCGAAUCCGAAAUGGCAGCGCCGGCAAACACCCCCGCAAACGAUCACAGCGGUUCUCGUUCAAGGGAUAGCCUGAUCAGGGAACUAACACCAGAGCUGCCCAAAGCUGACCCUGCAGGGAUAUACGAGGCCAUGACGGGGAGCCGAGUUAUUCGUCCGAGCGAUAUAUGCGGUACCUGCUCGGAAGACCAUAGGCCCCAUUUGUGCGAGAACCACGUGGAGAUGCGCUCCGGAUGA
Drechmeria coniospora is the source of this 2148-nucleotide messenger RNA. RefSeq lists its product as uncharacterized. The record is from RefSeq and is a predicted model, not a curated record. Lineage: Eukaryota; Fungi; Ascomycota; Sordariomycetes; Hypocreales; Ophiocordycipitaceae. The transcript has a single exon. Bases 1 to 2148 code for a protein of 715 amino acids.